Linum trigynum is the source of this 339-nucleotide messenger RNA. The record is from the annotation of a GenBank genome assembly. NCBI's taxonomy places the organism in Eukaryota, Viridiplantae, Streptophyta, Magnoliopsida, Malpighiales, Linaceae.
AUGAGUGCAAAGACAACAUGGCCAUCGAAGAUCAGCAUAACUCCGGAUUCUAUGAAGGAAAUGUUCAUCAGUGUGGAGUAUUGUCAUGUACCUGCUGUGUGCAAUACUUGUAGUGUCUUUGGGCAUAAUUGUGCUGUCCCGCAGGGUGAAACAAGGAAAGUUUGGAGAAAGAAGCAGAAUCAUACAGUAAGCUUGCCUGAGGUUUUGAGUCAGGAGGCUUCUUCUUUGGAGGUUCAACUGGCUGCAGCUAUUGGGGCAGAGGUGGUUGAGGACUUGCAGUCACGCCUCCAGUCACGCCUAGUGCACUGCCUUCAAAUGAGGAGUUCAAUUUGGUGGUGA